Molecule: messenger RNA, 2129 nt
Organism: Hylaeus volcanicus
Lineage: Eukaryota; Metazoa; Arthropoda; Insecta; Hymenoptera; Colletidae
Exons: 10
Coding region: 74-2041 (655 amino acids)
Source: RefSeq, a predicted model, not a curated record
GACAUCAAGGUAUUAAAAUCAAAUCUACUCAACGAAUUAAAAAAAAAAAGUUUCUUUUUAAUUUAAUUAAAUCAUGACGGGAGCUUAUACGAAACACAUGGAGGGAGAACGUUAUGACAGGUUGUGCGAAACGGUUAAAGAAUGUCAUCGAUUAUUAAAUGAAAAAAGUGUCGAAAAUACACGUGACGUACAAUACCUUGUCACCCGAUUACUGAUUCUAGUUAUGGAUUACUCUAAAAAAACAAUAGAAGAGUUUGUUUACGCAGGUGGAUUUACACUAUUUUUUCGGCUUGUUAAAGAAAGAAGUGAAAAUCCUUUCAUUGGUAGUAUAAGUGGUAUUUUACGAUUUUUUAGCAUUCUUUUGGUUCAACAAGUGGAUCCGUAUGACGAAAAUCUAGGUGUAUUACCCAUGUUAACCUAUUUCUUGUGUGAGCGGCAUACGCAUUCCGUUGAUAUUGAAUGGAAUCAUCAUGAAUUAACCUUGAUGAUGCAGUUCCUCGACUCAAUUCUUCAAAUUGUUACAGCCAAAGCAAAUGCUAAUGUAGAACAGUCCGAUAUAUUAACAUGUCUGCAUUUAAUGUCUAGCGCAUUAAAAAGUUAUCCUCCACACCGUGUGGUUAAUUCGGCUAUAUUUGUUUUCUCUGUGGAACGUUGUAAAAAAUUUUUCACAGCACUUGAAGAGUUUACUGAGCUUUGGAAAAACCCAAAACAUACGUUGUUACUUGGAGAAAUACUUUUUUCAAUUUGUUCUUUUGGAUUGGGUCCUUCGAUAUCAGCGGAUCUUCCGAUUUCCGUAUUAAUGCUUAAUAUCCAAAGUUGUCUUCUUCCUCAAUUACGAUGUCCAUGUACACAAUGUGAGUUUUUAAGACGUAUACAACGUGCGGCUCGAGAAAGAGACGAAUUAGGAGUCACAAAAGCAGCAGAGUCCCGAAAACAAUUGUGUUUUGCCUUAAUUCAAGCUGAUAUCAUGCGGCUUCUUAUGAAAUUACUCAGCACAAUGGGUACUGACGAAACUAAAGAAGCCUCUUGCUGUUCUGAAACUCAAGUAAAAAACAUCUCUAAUAAUUUUACUCCAUCACCGGAUGAGGGAGACCCUGAUAAGUCUUUGUCAAGAUGGGAUCUAAAUAAAAAGUUCAGUGAAGAAACCGUUCAUUCUCUUCAUCAAAGCUCGGAUUAUAUGCUAGCCUUCAGUCAUCCAGAAAACAUUUUGGAUAAAUCUCUUCGUUUUGUAGCUAUGACGCUACUUAUUUGCUCCUAUGCUUAUCAAGAGAUUUAUCAUGGGCAGUCUAUCGUGAUGUACGACAAAUCAAAACUUUUGAAAGAGUGGUUGAAGUGUAUCCAUAAAGAAAACCAAUGGUGCGAAUCCAAGGAAAGAUUGAAAACAGGAAUAAAUGUUAGCAUUCAGGCAAUAUGUUCCUUAAUAUUAAAGGCCCCUGAGAUGAAACGUCAAUCGCUAUGCAACGAAACAAAAGAUAUAUUUUUGGAUUUGUUUCACAGUAUUUGUGAAGGGGUGCUACAAAAAUGUGAACUUUCAGGUAGGGGUUGGAGUCCAUCGAUGGGGCAUUUAGUUCCGACUUUUGUAUCUCUUCUGCAAAUUAUCGCACACGGAUCGAAUGAGUGUGAAGCUACGAAAAACGUUUCGCAACCCCUGAGUGACAAAGAUAUUAAGAACGCCUGCGAUGUCACUAAUAUUUUUUCUGAGGGGUUUGUGUACAAUUCUUCUUCAUUAGAUCAUCGGGUAUUUAUAAAAUGUUUACUGAUGGCUAAAGGAAUUCUUACGGGUGUCGAAUCAUAUCUUAAAUGUCCCGAAUUCCGACGUUUUUUUUUUCCAACAGCUCAUGCUUCCACUGGUUUUAUGAGUUCAACAACGCGAAUGCUCUUGCAAAAGUUUGAUGAGAAUCUUGCAGGCGAGGAAGGAUGUGUUGUAAUCAGAGUGUUGGGAUCUUUAAUUAUUUCUCGAGCAGAAAAAGCUUCUUCGAUUAUAGAAACUCAAAAACAAAAAAACAAAAGUAUAGAAAACACAGUUGUUUCAUGUUGUUAAGUGGAAUUUCUUGUUUUUUUUUUUUUUGAACAUUUUAACCCUAUUUUUUUAUCACCUUACUAAUUAUAAGUCUAAUGUAUUUUGAUGA